Messenger RNA from Striga asiatica, 1942 nucleotides. NCBI's taxonomy places the organism in Eukaryota, Viridiplantae, Streptophyta, Magnoliopsida, Lamiales, Orobanchaceae. The record is from the annotation of a GenBank genome assembly.
UAAAGUGCAGAGAAAAAGGGAUUUUGUAAUUAAUUCCAGCAUCUGCUCGUGUCCUCUCUGUGGGCCCUCCCAUAAAUUGCCCAACGCUACCGUUUGUGCUUUUAUUUUAUCACCUAAGUGCGUUAUCUCCAGUCCCAAAUAGAAAAAUCAGAGGCGCAAACAAAAGGGGUUUUCGUUUGGUUUUAUCUUCUUCUGAUGAUUCAUACUUCUUCGCGUAAAGUUCCUCUUGCUGUAUUUGCCUGAUAUCAAGUGAGUUGAAACUCGAAAUGGGCCAGCUGUGUGAUUUCUGCCGUGAGCAGAGAUCCAUCGUCUACUGCAUGUCCGAUGCCGCUUGCCUGUGUUUAUCCUGUGAUAGAACUGUACACUCUGCGAAUGCUCUCUCGAAACGCCACUCGAGGAGCCUCGUGUGUGGGAAAUGCCAAUCUCUUCCCGCGAUUACUCGAUGCAUGGAUGAAAAUAUCUCACUUUGCCAAAAUUGCUAUUGGUCUGAACAUGGGGCAUCUGGUUCUCAACACAAGACACGGACGAUCAAUUCCUACUCCGGUUGUCCCACUGCGAAUGAAUUUUCAAGAAUUUGGUCCUUUUUUAAGGUGGACAAAUCAGGUUGGGAUUUGGAAGGAGGAGAAGAAAGGGCUCAUGAAUGUCAACUGGUGUGGAAUGAUUUCAGCGUGGAGGAUAAUGCUGGUAUGGACGUGUUAGCUCCCGAUGUCGAGCGAUUUCGUGAAAAUGGAUCACUGAAUUUUCCUGGUCAGAAGAAAGGAUUCCGGAAUUCCUCCCAUCAGUCCGAUUCCCCUGCAUUCAUGGUCAUUAGUCUGUUGCUGUUGGUUGACUGGGGACCUGGUUUGGAGAAGGCAUGUUUGUCGAGAACAAAACAUCAUGGAACCCCUCAUGAUACUCUCUACCAGGAACAACUCAAUAUCUCUGAUACAGACUUGAGUUUCGAAAACUAUGAUGCACUUUUUGAUGAUGCAGAACAAUUUUUCAAGAAUGGUGGGAUGGAUAGCUUGUUUGAAACCGAAAAUUUGCACGGCGCUGAUUGCAAUUCUGAGUGUGUACAAGUGGAGACGUCCGCAAGUACAAAGAGUGAAGCCAUGCAGCCAGCCUGCAGCAAUCAAGUAUCUGUCGACUCCAUUACAAGCUGUAAAUCUGAUGAUCAAAACAUUUGCUUUCAUGGGCCCACCCAAUCACUUUCAUUUUCUGGCUGGAAUGGAGAAGAUGACACUUUAGAUAAGCCCAGGUGUGGAGAUGUUGUAAUGGAGGAACAUCUGUGCAAUGUACCUUGUCCCGAAUAUCCACUGUCAUCGGCUAUCAGGGAUGUAGCAGUUUUACGGUACAAAGAGAAAAGAAAGUCACGCAAGUUCGAUAAGAAGAUAAGAUAUGCUUCACGGAAAGUGAGGGCUGACGUUAGGAAGCGCGUGAAGGGACGUUUUGUGAAAGCUGGCGAGCCUUAUGAUUAUGACCCACUUGACUUUAUAAGAAGCCAUUGAAUGUACUAAGUGGGAGAUGGAAAAGAUUUCCUGGUCGUACCAUCUUUUGUACAUAAAGAAGGAUCUUCAUAGUGGUAGCCGUAUUUCUAAUUUUUGUCAAAAAUCAUAAACACGUAAUUAUCUUGCUAAUUUGUACUUAUCACGAUCAGUGUGAUGAUGUAUUUGGUGAAUGAGUUUUACUGUAAUCUAAAAGCAGCCAUUGAGGAUGCUCUACUGAUUCGUAUUCAGUUUGUAGAUAUAUCCGUCAGGUAGACUAGUUGAGCUGUGACUCGAUUAGCUGUUGUGUCGUGAGAUGUAAAUGUCUUGUUCUGCAUCUUUGGAAGCAAUGUGAAGUUUAUGUGAAUAUUAUCAUGUGAUAUCAUGACAUGUCCUGUGCUUUCUGUAAAUUUGUUAGUUUGACAUGUGAUAUGUAGAACAGCUGAGGGAUUACUGUUUUUUUAAAGUAGGAAAUGUUG